GUGUCAUCAACUGCCCCGUGGAACAACACCAUUGGCUAAACAGCUCUAACCGACGUGUAACAAUCCACGGUGGCAAUCACACACACAUUCUCUAACCUCUAUAUCCCUCUGGUGCUCACUCCACCGGCGGUUCAGCCACAAUCUCCGAUCUGAAAAACCGUCACGGCAACAACCACCGCAUUCUACACCUCACCGUCAUUACAUCCACUAAAACCUGCACGGAUCGUUUGCAGAGGAACGACGUCGUUGUGUGAAUCAGAUCGUGAAUUGUACCAUUGAAGAUUUAUUGACGGAAUCGAUUCAUCGUGCUCGUAUUCGCGAUGGCGUUGUGUCUAUACGGUGUCGUUUUGUUGUUUCUAACUCUAGGAUCGGAUUAUACUUCAUCUACUGUUUAUGCUGCCAGUUCCGAAGGCGUUGAGAUUACUUAUGGAUCAGUGAUCAAGUUGAUGCAUGAAAAGACAAAGUUCCGACUACACUCGCAUGAUGUGCCAUAUGGAUCCGGCAGUGGGCAGCAGUCUGUUACUGGUUUUCCUGAAGUAAACGAUGCCAAUAGCUACUGGAUUGUUAGACCUGAGACCCAGACAUCCUACAAACCUGGAGACAACAUAAAAACCGGAACCAUCAUUCGGUUGCAACACAUGAAAACCAGAAGAUGGCUCCAUAGCCACUUGCAUGCUUCACCAAUAUCAGGAAACCUUGAGGUGAGUUGCUUUGGAGAUGAUGGUAAUUCAGAUACCGGAGAUUAUUGGAGAAUUGAAAUUGAGGGAAGCGAGAAAAUAUGGAGACAAGAUCAAAGAAUAAGGCUUCGUCAUGUCGACACAAAUGGAUAUUUACACAGUCAUAAUAAGAAGUAUAACCGCAUUGCUGGCGGUCAACAAGAGGUUUGCGGUGUAAGGGAGAAAAAGCCCGAUAACAUUUGGUUGGCAGCAGAAGGUAUAUACCUUCCAACAAGCGAAACCAAAGCAUCUAUGUAGUUAUUACUUUGUUCUGUUUUGUUUUUGCAAGUGAUGAUGUUUAUUUAAGCUCAUCAAAAUUGUGGACUACAAGUUAACUUAGGGGGUCUAUCACAGCAUUUACUUAUAAUGUUAUGGGAAAAACUCAUAAGAUUGUCAUUUCAGCUUAUAAAUAUCGCACUUUUUAUA
Messenger RNA from Helianthus annuus (common sunflower), 1142 nucleotides. RefSeq names its product stromal cell-derived factor 2-like protein. The record is from RefSeq and is a predicted model, not a curated record. NCBI's taxonomy places the organism in Eukaryota, Viridiplantae, Streptophyta, Magnoliopsida, Asterales, Asteraceae. Bases 321 to 974 code for a protein of 217 amino acids. The transcript has 6 exons.